Hevea brasiliensis (rubber tree) is the source of this 2339-nucleotide messenger RNA. Its product is annotated as protein DECREASED SIZE EXCLUSION LIMIT 1. Bases 936 to 2099 code for a protein of 387 amino acids. Gene Ontology annotation, molecular function: protein binding. The transcript has 14 exons. NCBI's taxonomy places the organism in Eukaryota, Viridiplantae, Streptophyta, Magnoliopsida, Malpighiales, Euphorbiaceae. The record is from RefSeq and is a predicted model, not a curated record.
UCUUAGGCAUGUGUUCACUGUUCACUAAGUAUGCAUCUUUUUUCCUAGGAUUGGUGGUGCACAAUUUCUAGGAGAAAAUCCACCCCAUAUCUCAUCGCAGACCUCCGAUGGCGCUUCCUCGGGUUCUUCGGUUUUCUGAUCAUCUCACCUGCCCUCGCUCUCUCUCUCUGUCUCUUUUUCUCUCAAACAGUAAAGCAGACCUUGCUCAGAUAGACAUGAGAUCUGCAAAUCAAGGGGAAAAUAUCUCAUUGUACCCAUCAGCUAUCAUAAAACGUUGUCGUUUUGAAAGAUUGCCAUGGGCAAGGAGGUAAAACAAAGACGGCUAAGAAACGUGCAGAAGAUUCGUGAAAUCGAUUUUGGAUUUACUGUUCGCAGGCAGCUGCGCUUUAUAUCAUAGAAUACUAAUUCAAUUGCUUUUGUGAAGCGCCAAAGGAAGAAAGAACACACCACAGCUCCCAGGAAACAAGUACAAGUGGAGUGAACCCAUUUUGAAAUCUUAAUUGGAUCGUUAAGAGAUUGUGGAUUUAUAAGGUUGUUUCCGUCUGAAUUUGGAUUGGAAGUCGAUUAUGGGAGUUUAAUUUUCCUACUCAUAUCUCUCUUCAAUUCUUGGACUUGGGAACUUGUUUUUGUGAUGUAAUAAUCGAUUAGGAUCCUCCAACAGCUAUUUCUUCCUUCAUUUUGAACAUUUCUGCUCAAAUUAAACAAAUUUGACACCAUCAACUUCAAAGUAAUCCAGAAAACUUCUAAAGUUUUUAUUUUUUUUUAUUUCAAUUAUUUUCUUCUCUCUUUCUCUCACUUCCCCCUUGCUUAACUACAAUGUCUUUUGGAGAGUGUACCUGCCUGUAUAAAUCUCAAGAUCACCAUAUAUCAGUGUGUAUUUUUCCAUUUUUCUAAUUUUCUUUUUUAAGCUUACAUUGCAGCAUAUAAGCCAGAAUAUGAGCAAGAGGAGGCCACCGCCUGAUCCUGUUGCUGUACUAAGGGGCCAUCGUGCUCCUAUAAUGGAUGUUUGUUUCCAUUCUUCUAAACCUAUUCUAUUCACUGGUUCGACUGAUGGUGAGUUGCGAAUUUGGGAUACACUUCAGCAUCGAACAAUGUCAUCUUCUUGGGUGCAUAGUGCAGCUCAUGGAAUAAUAACUGUUGCCAACAGUCCUGUGAUUGGCAUUGACAAAGUUAUCAGCCAGGGUAGGGAUGGAACUGUUAAGUUGUGGGAUAUCAAAGAAGGAGGUUUGCCUAGGGUACCUGCACUUACAAUCAAGACGAACUCAUACCACUUCUGCAAGCUUUCUUUAGUGAAGAAACCUUAUACUAAUUUGAGGCAAGAUAAAGCACCUUUUCAUGAACAUGAGGAGGAUUUGGAAACUGUUGAUGCAAAUAUUUUGUAUGAUAGAGAAGGAAAUCAUAAAGAAGAUUCAGUAGAGUGCUCUGGCACCUUUGAAGAAGAUAGUAUUGAUGGACCAAAGUUUGUUGCUAUAGCAGGGGAGCAGUCUUCUGAGGUUGAGAUAUGGGAUCUUAACACUGCAGAAAGGAUUUCUCGGUUAUCUCAUAGCUGCUUUGGUGGCUCACCAAGUAUUUCUACCGACAAAAGAGGGAUGUGCAUGGCUGUUCAAGGAUAUCUACCAACAGAAUCACAAGGAUUCGUAUAUGUCUUGGCUGGUUAUGAGGAUGGUUCUAUGCUUUGGUGGGACAUGCGAAACCCAGGUGUUCCUCUAACUUCCGUUAAGUUUCACACAGAGCCAGUUCUUAGCCUAUGCAUUGAUGGGCUGUGUAAGGGCGGUAUCUCUGGGGCAGCUGAUGAUAAAAUUGGUUUAUUUAGUUUGGAUCUUUCUACAGCUUCUUGUGUGAUCAAGAAAGAGAUUAUCUUGGAACGGCCUGGUAUAUCAGGCACAUCAAUCCGAGCAGAUGGCAAAAUUGCUGCAACUGCUGGGUGGGAUCACCGAGUGAGGAUAUAUAAUUAUCGCAAAGGAAAUGCUUUGGCAAUAUUGAAGUAUCACCAUGCCACGUGUAAUGCUGUCUCAUAUUCAUCUGAUUGUAAGCUUAUGGCCUCUGCCUCAGAAGACACUACUGUAGCACUUUGGGAACUGUAUCCUCCUCAAAGUUGAAGUAUUAAAGUAUUCUUUCAUACUGAUCUGCCAAUGGCUAGGUUGUUGCUAGUUUUCUGAGCCCUUGGCAUGACACCUUGUUUUUCUUACUCAGUUUUUGUUAAUGGUAUGGAAAACAGUGAAACAUUUGCUCAUUUUAUUCUUUCUGGUCUUGUCAAGACGUGGGAAAUUUUAUGGGAUUCAUCCCCAUUAUGUAGUUUAAGGUCAAUGGGGCUUCCUAUAUCUAUUUACUUGUGAAAA